AUGCUGCGGACCAGGCAGAAGGUCGACGAGGAAGCCGUGAACGCCCGCGGUGGCGCCGGGUCAGGGCUCUCCGGGCUAAUACAUGGCAAUGACGGCAAUGGCAAAGCGGCCAGCGCGUGGGCGACGCCGGCGGCCGAGGACGGCGCCCUCGAGUGGUGGUGCCUGCUGAGGCUCUCCGUGCCCAGCUGCCUGCCGGUGUGCCUGGAGUGGUGCUGUACGAGAUCAUGCAUGAUGCUCCUCAGCGGGGUCCCCAUCGCCGACCCCGAGGCGGCGGCGGCAGCGAUGCAUAUCCUGAUCCAGACCACGUCGCUGCUCUACAUCUUCCCGCACUCCCUCAGCUGCAUCUUGAACACGCGCGUCGGGCAUGAGCUCGGCGAGGGGCGGCCGGAGUGA
Setaria italica (foxtail millet) is the source of this 393-nucleotide messenger RNA. Its product is annotated as protein DETOXIFICATION 50-like. Lineage: Eukaryota; Viridiplantae; Streptophyta; Magnoliopsida; Poales; Poaceae. Gene Ontology annotation, molecular function: xenobiotic transmembrane transporter activity; antiporter activity. The record is from RefSeq and is a predicted model, not a curated record. Bases 1 to 393 code for a protein of 130 amino acids. Gene Ontology annotation, cellular component: membrane. The transcript is spliced from 2 exons. Gene Ontology annotation, biological process: transmembrane transport.